AUGCCAGCACCGACUUUUUUGAGACGUCCGGCACGAUCGCAGUCACCGAAUGGGACUGCGUAUCUCCUCGAACCUCAUCGUCAUCCUGGCGUCUUCGUCGCUCGUGGCGGUAAAGAGGAUCUUCUAGUCACCAAGAACCUUACACCAGGUGAAUCCGUCUACGGCGAGAAGCGCAUUUCUGUCGACCUCCCCGCCACCCCUGGCCUCAAUGGCAAUGCCGAUCCUGUCCCAAACACCAAGACCGAGUAUCGAGUUUGGAAUCCCUUCAGAUCUAAGUUGGCAGCAGGUAUAUUGGGUGGUUUGGAUGUCAUCUACAUACGACCAGGCGCAAAAGUCCUGUACCUUGGUGCGGCGUCAGGAACAAGCGUCAGCCAUGUUGCGGAUAUCGUCGGACCUACUGGGACAGUCUAUGCGGUGGAAUUCUCGCAUCGUAGCGGACGAGAUCUGAUUACUAUGGCUACACAUCGCACGAACGUCAUUCCCAUUAUCGAGGACGCCAGACAUCCAUUGAGAUAUCGCAUGUUGGUUGGCAUGGUCGAUGUCAUCUUCGCAGAUGUUGCUCAGCCAGAUCAAGCACGAAUCGUUGGAUUGAACGCGCAUCUGUUUUUAAAGGUGGGUGGUGGCGUCUUAGUCAGUAUCAAAGCGAACUGCAUCGACAGCACCGCUAAGCCAGAGGUUGUCUUUGCACGAGAAGUCACCAAGUUGAGGGAGGAGAGAAUCAAGCCGAAGGAGCAAUUGACACUGGAACCGUUCGAAAGAGAUCACUGUAUUGUUGCGGGCAUCUACACACGAUCUGAGUAA
Endocarpon pusillum Z07020 is the source of this 801-nucleotide messenger RNA. RefSeq names its product rRNA 2'-O-methyltransferase fibrillarin. Gene Ontology annotation, cellular component: nucleolus; box C/D methylation guide snoRNP complex; small-subunit processome. Gene Ontology annotation, biological process: box C/D sno(s)RNA 3'-end processing; rRNA methylation. The coding region runs from base 1 to 801 and encodes 266 amino acids. The record is from RefSeq and is a predicted model, not a curated record. Gene Ontology annotation, molecular function: rRNA methyltransferase activity; histone H2AQ104 methyltransferase activity; RNA binding. The transcript is spliced from 3 exons. NCBI's taxonomy places the organism in Eukaryota, Fungi, Ascomycota, Eurotiomycetes, Verrucariales, Verrucariaceae.